Molecule: messenger RNA, 1659 nt
Organism: Chelonus insularis
Lineage: Eukaryota; Metazoa; Arthropoda; Insecta; Hymenoptera; Braconidae
Product: odorant receptor Or1-like
Exons: 5
Coding region: 444-1589 (381 amino acids)
Biological process (GO): sensory perception of smell; detection of chemical stimulus involved in sensory perception of smell
Cellular component (GO): plasma membrane
Molecular function (GO): olfactory receptor activity; odorant binding
Source: RefSeq, a predicted model, not a curated record
UCGACAGUUACAAUAUUAUUUUACAAUACAAAUUUAUUCACCGUCAAAUACUCAUAUUAACCACUUGGCUCAUAUUACUCCCUAUCUCUAAUUCAUAUUGAAUGGAAUAUAACCAGGAAAAAGAAUGAGAAAAAAAAUAUCAAGGAAAAGAAAUAUUUUUUUUUCAAAGAGACAAAUGGAAAGAGAACACGUAUAGCCUAUAAUUUUCUAAUAUAAAAUGGAAAUGAUAGACUACUAUUUAAGUGAAGUACAAUCCAAAAGUAUGUAUUAACGAUGGAACCCUUCCGUGACAACAAUUGAAAAAAAAAUGUAUCUCUCAUGGAAAAAAAAAUUGACUGCGAAGUAUCUAAUAAUUUAUUCAUCAUCACACAAGACAUAAAGACACCAAGUCAUUUCAUUUCUAGACGUCAACGAGUAAAGAUAGAAAUACAAGAGUACGAAGAAUGUUACGACCUAUUGGCUUUACUAUUCUCCAAUUGAUUGGUUUAUGGCAACCGAUACACUGGCAGACAAAAUGGUCUGUUAAAUUUUAUCAAAUUUAUUCUUUAGUAACAAUAACAUAUUUGUAUAUUCACGUACUAUCUGACAUCAUUGAACUAUUUCGAAUACAAGAAAAUUUGGAGAACUUUAUCAACGAUUUAUUAGUUUUUCUCAGCAUGCUAGGAUGCUCAAUAAAAGCUACAAAUAUUUUGAAUCAACGUUAUAAAAUAGUUAAAUUAAUAACAAAGCUUUCAAGUUUUUCUUACUUACCUCAAGACCAAAAUGAAGAGUUAAUACUACAGGAAUUUGAUAAAUCUAUCAGCACGAAAACGAUAAUAAACUUCAGCAUUGUUGUAAUAACAGCAACACUGAUGCAAAUAACAUUUUUCAAAAAUGGCUUGAAGUAUAUUUUACCAUUUAAAGCCUGGGUUCCAUUGAAUUUAUCAAAUCCUAUCACAUUCUGGACUAUUUAUUCUUUUCAAAGUAUUGGUUCAUGUCUUGGUGCUACCAUAAAUACUGCCUACGAUACUUUGGUAGCAAGUUUGAUACUUCAAGUUUGUGCCCAACUCAGUAUAUUCAAGUAUCGGCUUAGUACCAUACUAAAAAGAGUACAAUCCAAUGUCAAACUCUCAGCAGACAUAAAUAAAAAAGAAGCUUACUUUUUUGCUAACUUUGUCAAACAUCAUUGUGAGAUAUUUCAAUUUGCCAAGACGUUAAAUAAAGUUUUUGGGAUAAUUUUUUUUGCUCAGUUCUUGAUAAGUACGUUUGUUAUAUGUGUAACAGUAUACAGCAUGUCACAGCUUGAUUUUGGAAGCUCUGAAUUACCACCCAGGGUUAUGUACCUCCUAUGUAUGCUGUACCAGUUAUUUUUAUUUUGUCACGCUGGUAGUGAAGUUAUUACAAAGAGCACAGAAAUCAAUGUAAAAAUUCAUACUAUUAACUGGUAUUUAUUGAAUAACAGUACCCAGAAGGGAUUAUUGAUCAUCAUGCUGCGAAGCCUUAAGCCAAUAAAAUUUACUACUGGAUUUAUUAUUGAUUUGUCAAUGGAGUCAUACACUCAGAUGAUGUUGAUAAAUGAUCGUAAGAUUAAUUUUUCAAUAACAUUUUAGUGCAGAACCAUUUAGAUAUUCUCACCUUACUAAAGCUGGAGAAUAAGAAGGUAAAGAAGAAAAAAAUAAU